This is a messenger RNA of Prionailurus viverrinus (fishing cat), 1377 nucleotides long. It is a transcript of the gene RXFP3, whose product is annotated as relaxin family peptide receptor 3. Lineage: Eukaryota; Metazoa; Chordata; Mammalia; Carnivora; Felidae. The coding region runs from base 1 to 1377 and encodes 458 amino acids. The transcript has a single exon. Gene Ontology annotation, cellular component: membrane. Gene Ontology annotation, biological process: G protein-coupled receptor signaling pathway; immune response. The record is from RefSeq and is a predicted model, not a curated record. Gene Ontology annotation, molecular function: G protein-coupled receptor activity.
AUGAAGAAGGCGGCUGGCGGAGACGAGCUCGCAGAACUCUUCAGUAUGAUCCCGUACCUUCUGCAGGCGGCCAACACCAGCGGCAACGCGUCGCUGCAGCUUCAGGACUUGUGGUGGGAUCUGGGGCUAGAGCUGCCUGACGGCGCGGCGCCGGGGCAUCCCCCGGGCACCGGCGGGACAGAAAGUGCAGACACCGAGGCCCGGGUGCGGGUCCUCAUCAGCGUGGUGUACUGGGUGGUUUGCGCGUUGGGCCUGACCGGCAACCUGCUGGUGCUCUACCUGAUGAAGAGUAAGCAGGGAUGGCGCAAGUCCUCCAUCAACCUCUUCGUCACCAACCUGGCGCUGACAGACUUUCAGUUCGUACUCACCCUGCCCUUCUGGGCGGUGGAAAACGCUCUGGACUUCAAAUGGCCCUUCGGCAAGGCCAUGUGUAAGAUUGUAUCCAUAGUGACGUCCAUGAACAUGUACGCCAGCGUCUUCUUCCUCACCUCCAUGAGCGUGGCGCGCUACCACUCGGUGGCCUCGGCUCUUAAGAGCCACAGGACCCGAAGGCACGGCCGGUGCGACUGCUGCGGCAAAAGCCUGGGGGGCAGCUGCUGCUUCUCAGCCAAAGCACUGUGCGUAUUGAUCUGGGCCUCCGCCGCGCUGGCCUCGUUGCCCAAUGCCAUCUUCUCCACCACUAUCAAGGUGAUGGGCGAGGAGCUGUGCCUGGUGCGCUUUCCAGACAAGUUGCUGGGCGGCGACAGACAGUUCUGGCUGGGCCUCUACCACUUGCAGAAGGUGCUGCUAGGCUUCGUGCUGCCCUUGUGUAUCAUCAGCCUGUGCUAUCUGCUGCUGGUGCGCUUCAUCUCCGAUCGCCGAGUGGCAGGGACCGAAGGAGGAGCCUCGGCUGCCCGGGGCAGCCUGGCCGCAGCCAGCGCCCGGAGACGGUCCAAAGUCACCAAAUCAGUGACCAUCGUGGUCCUAUCAUUCUUCCUGUGUUGGCUGCCCAACCAGGCGCUCACCACCUGGAGCAUCCUCAUCAAGUUCAACGCGGUGCCCUUCAGCCAAGAGUAUUUCCUAUGCCAGGUAUACGCGUUCCCGGUGAGCGUGUGCCUGGCUCAUUCCAACAGCUGUCUCAACCCCAUCCUCUACUGCCUCGUGCGCCGCGAGUUCCGCAAAGCGCUCAAGAGUCUGCUGUGGCGCAUCGCGUCGCCCUCUCUCACCAGCAUGCGCCCUUUCACCGCCACCACCAAGCCAGAGCCCGAAGAUCAGGGGCUGCAGGCCCUGGCACCUCUCCACCCGACCGCGGAGCCAGACCUGGUCUACUACCCGCCUGGUGUGGUGGUCUACAGUGGGGGGCGCUACGAUCUGCUGCCCAGCAGCUCCGCCUACUGA